AUGCCUUAUUCCUCCUCUCCAUCCAGGUCGGGCUCUUCAUCCUCACCAUGGCCUCAAGACGCCUCUCAUCCCGCAGCUGACACUCCCAGUAGCACGUCAGACACCCCUCCAACGGGCACUGCAGACAAACGACCUGAUCCUCCCGCUCAUCGCAAGCGGCCCGUCCCACCGCGCUUGGGGCUCUCAAAGCCGUUUCGCUCUCCACUCAAACAGAACGAUUCUCAGAGCAUGGAUACAAACGACGCAUCCUCCUCUUCCAUAGGCCCCUCUGCUGCUGUCGAAGGGACGACAGCGGAGGGGUCCUCUUCUUCGUCAACAGUCAGCCUCAGGAAGAAGCGUCAGAUGCUCGAAGCGAGGCUGCUACUUCUACAGCAGGCCAACCAGUGCUUGAGAGAUGACGCGCUCAUGACGCUCCCGCAAGACAUUGCUCGAUGGCGCGAGGCUGGCCAGUUGGCGGCGCAAGAUCUCUGGAGGAUGACAGGUGCAGACAGUGGAGACUGGUCAGGAUCGGGCGCCAUCCCAUAUCGCGGCGACUACGGUCUCGAAUCACCGGCAUCUGCCUCGCAGACGCAUCGUAAACGUCGAGCACCCGAGUCGCCGGAGCCAUCGCAGCCUCCAUUGCUUUUGCGUAGGCAUCGUGUCCACUCGCCCGGCGCCGAGGAGCAAGCUGCUGCUCUCCUCUCGAUCGAAGAUCCCAUUCGCCAUCAGACUAGCGAAGACAGCCAAGGUGCAAUUUCCGAAGGUUCUCUUCCCGAACUUUCCGAACUUCUACGUCGAUCGCAAACGGUCGUCGCAGCGUCCUCAAUGUCGUCAGAACGCAAGAUUCUGGUUGAAUCACAACGAGCCGUGACUUCUACAUCCUCUCAAUUUGCGAGCAGCAGUAGCGGAAAGGGGAUAGAACCCAAAUGGAAUAUCGGCACCAUGCUCGACAUGCUCGGCGCCGACAAGGCGACACUGGCUUGGAAUGUUGAGGAAGAGGACUUUCAAGAUACAACCACAAGUGCUGGCAGAUCAAGGGCACCCUAG
Sporisorium graminicola is the source of this 1026-nucleotide messenger RNA. RefSeq lists its product as uncharacterized. The transcript has a single exon. The coding region runs from base 1 to 1026 and encodes 341 amino acids. The record is from RefSeq and is a predicted model, not a curated record. NCBI's taxonomy places the organism in Eukaryota, Fungi, Basidiomycota, Ustilaginomycetes, Ustilaginales, Ustilaginaceae.